GCAGCGGAGCGGUCACUGCGGCGCCGACCGCUGGCGAGGCCGUCGGCACGUGGUCGUCUCUGCGAGGACGCGCGCGGCUUUCGUAGCUGACGUCACAGCAGGUGUUUUCCACCGACGUCACGUCACUAACUGUGUUGCUGUACGCCUGACGUGUGGCGAGCGGAUGCAGGCAGGCGGUAGAACACCGAAAUGACGCUGUCGAGCGGACAGGGAGGUUAUCUGACGAGUUCUGGCAGAUAGAGAACGAGUCACUCCUCCGCUCGGUCUGCUUCUGACAUGUGGCCUCGUGACGCCCUUCUGGUUGUUGGGCUGCUCGGGAGCGUCACACCUGCUCCAGGUGGUCGCUGGCCCAGGCACCAGGAGAGGUGUGGUGCCCCACUUCUCGUCGCUGCUUUCGUCAAUGACACCUCCCACCUGGAGCGCGGGGAACUGUCACGCCUGGCCGCGGUGGUGCGCUGCUGUCGGCUCGCACCCCCCACCAUCCGCCACCAGCAGGGUGCGACGCUGGGCGACGCCGACCUUUCCGCCUCAACCGCCGCCGUCGCCGUGUGGAGGCACUGCUACCCGCGCAGGCCCGCCAACCUCACAGACGCGUCGCCGCCGACGAUAGUGGUGCGCGCGUUGGCAGAGGCGGCGUCGCUGCAGCCGUGGGGCGGCGUCUCCGUGCGGCCCGGCGCCGGGCUGCGCCUCGACUGCGUCUUCCCACGAGACCGGGGGCGGCCCGGCUGGACGUGGACUUCCAGCCCGAGGCAGUACCUCACAGGUUGGGCGGUGACGGCGUCGGAGCGCUCCUGGAAGUACCGGCUGGCAUUGCACCGCAGCGAGCCCUCAGACACGGGCCUCUACACCUGCUCCACGCCGCGCGGACUCACCAGCAGCGUCGCCGUCGCCGUCACAGGAGAGCCGCUGUCCCCGCACGAGACGUACCUGGGCGGCAGCUACGAGGACGGUGACCUGCGGCAGAGGGCGGUGGCGGGGGCGACGCCGAGGGCGCGCUCCCGGCGGAGGCGUGGCCACCCCCGGGGCCGGCGGAGGCGGCGACCCUGGCUCCACGAUGGGCCAUCGGCCGCCCGCUGGCGCGACUGAGAGCCAACAGGCAGGGGCGGCUCUCGCUCGCGGGGCCACAGGCGGACAGAGCGGCGAUGUGCAUCCCUGUGUUAACACGCCGUGCUGAGUACACCGCGGACAAGGCGGUACUGUGUGGUUGACGUUAAUACGUGAAGGUAACCAGUAAGAACCCAGACGAUAUGAGAAACUGCUAACAUCGCCAUUUUGAUGGUAAGUCCUGGAGACUACCAGAAAGUGAUUACUCCACAACACAUUUCACAAGCAAUUACUACAGACAUUAACGCACUAGAGAUGUAAAUUCGUCUCUUGAUGUAAGAAGAAUCCAACGGUGAACCGGCUCCAUUUGGACAAGUUGCAGAACGUAAAACUGCGAUUACUGCGUUGCACUCACCGCUUACUGCCCGAGUGUGGAGCUUGCUUUGACGUACUCCUCUAAGUUUGCAAAACCAUACAAUGAAAUAGCAUUUCCGAGUGAUAUAACAUUUUUAUUCACUUGUGAAUACGUUAACGUAAGGUGUGUCUUCUCCUAGUUCAGAGAAAGUUUAAUUUUUCGCUCUUUCUGUUUCUUUAAACGCAUAAAUCUUGUUUAGGAGUUUAUGGUUUAUAACUUAUUCGUGUAGCACCAGUCGAAGUAUCGCGUUCUUCUUCUGGUAUUAAAGAUUGCAAGAAGUGUACUUUCUAUGCAAGUUAAAUUUGUUCGUUACAUAGGUUUAAUAUGUUCAGGAUUCGGUCUCGCCUGUAGGGGAGUAACACAUUGUUACUGUCCCUUACUCGCCGUAACUCCCCUCCCCCAAUCGUGCCACAAAUUCCUAAAAUUUUAGUAACGCCAGUAAUACAUCAGUCAAAAUUUUGUAAUAUGCUGCUUGUUUAUAAAAUAAUUUUACAAACGUUUGGGCAGGCUCCCUAAAUCAAGACAAGAAAACAGUAUCAGAGCGCUUAUUCACCUUUGAAACAGUGAGACUCAUGUCUUCUGUUGAAGUGCUCAUAGCCCCUGAGGUAUGCAUUUUGGAGCCCGUGUUGACUGGACACUAUCUUCUUCUUUUUAGCCCGUGCUACCUCCUCCAAAAACAUGAAAAGCAAUGAACUACAGUAAAAGAAAGGUGUUUCACAACGUCUAAGAUGAACAAGCGUUCAUUUUUUUUAAUGAACACACCGCCGUCAUAAAUUAUGACCUAUUUUGAGAUUGAUGCCGUGCAAUAUAUGUUAAUGACAUAAAGUCAGUCACCUGAAAAUGGCAUAAAAGGCUGUGAAACAUGAGUCGUAAUGAAAUAAACAACAAUACAAUCAAACUGCAGUGUGUUAAUUUAAAAAUUAUUGUAUGGCUGUUGCUCAGCAACAUCAGAAUCUAUAUAAGCCAUCAGUAUUUCUUAAGGUGUGCAUUUGAGAGCUCAUGUUUACUGCACACUGCUUUUCUGGUUUUGUUGUAAGGAACCAGCUCCGAAGAUUGUAAAAGAAUUUUGGAAACACCCUGUUUAUAAGGGACAGGUAUUUAAAAUUGUUUUUGGAAAUAUAUGGAAAACAACAAAUCGUAUUAAAAAAAAAAGGUUGCGAUAAAAGCCGUUCGUUUUGAAGGAGGACAUCCAGUGACACUAAACUCGAACUUCCUGGCCCACCCGCAGGUGCCAGGGAGCAACUUAAAAUCUUAAACAGGAUCCCACUAUUUUAUUGCGGAUUCGUAUUUUCCGGCGAAAGAAACCUGACUUUCUUCUUUAACAUUUUAUCGUUGCGUGGUAGAUGGGCCUGUAGUCGACAAAAUUUAAAACUGGGUGAAAACCUUUGAAGAAUGAUAAUAUCUCCAGAAAUAUACAUCAUAUUAGGAUAGCAGGAACUUAGAGAGACUGUUGUUUUAAAAUAUUUAAUGAGAAACAUGUUUUUGUAGCAAAGAACUUUAUUCUCCAGAUCAUAAUACAUUACUUUCUCUGCAUUGUUACUUUGUUUUUCGGAUGAUACUCAACUUACCUUAAUCACUAGGAAUCCUCCACUGAAAGGACGAUUCAACUGACCACGAUUCAUCGUAGAAAAGUAUCUAUGAUAAAAUCAUCAGAGUCUGCUAGAAUUUGUUCCACCCAAUUGCAAAAAUUCAAAUAGUUUUUACAGUCAUAUCCAUGUGCAAGUAGUUAUCAGUGCUACGAUAAGUGAUUUGGAUGGAAUUUGUGUUCGCGUAAUUCCUGAAACCCAUUUGAUAUGCCGACAGUUAAUGUAGUUAUUGCUGUAAAGCCGAAUUCUUGUUAAAGAUUUUAGAAUAACUGCCAUUCUAUGCCCUUGAGCUCCUAACCUCAGGAUACCGAGAGAGUGGUUAGCACAGUGGACUCGCAUUCGGGAGGACGACGGUUCAAUCCCACGUCCGGUCAUCCUGGGUUAGAUUUUCCAUAAUUUUCCUAAAUCGCAAAUGCCGGGAUGGUUCCUUUGAAAGGGCUCGGCCGAAUUCCUUCCCCAUCUUUUCCGAAUCCGAUGGGACCGAUGACCUCGUAAUUUGGUCUCCUUCCCCAAAUCAGCCCAACCAUCCUAAUCUGAUGUGUAUUUCUUGAGAUGAUAGCAUUUUUCGACGGUCUUAGCAUAUUUUAAUUUUUGUCGAUUAGAGCGCUCUAUAUCUUGCAGCGAUAAAAAUGUUAAGCUAAAAAGUUAUGAAUUUUUCCCGGGAAAUCCAAAUCUGAAGUAAAAAACUGCGAUUGCCAUGUCAGAUUUCGAAAUGGACAAUCCUCCCGCCACUUGUGGGUGGAACAGGGAGACAAGCUUUUUGUCAUUGGAUGUCUCCCUUCGAGACGAACAGCUUUUAUUCCAACCGUUUUUCAAUCGGAUUCGUAGUUUUCCAGAUAUUUCCAAAAAGCAAUUUCAAAUGUCUCAUCCUGUAUACAGGGUGACGAGAACAAUCUGAAGAGCUUGUAAGGGUGAUGAAGUGUAGAUUGUGCUGAGGAAUAACUGAUAAAGAAAAAUCGAGACGCUGCCCCAUUUCUGAGUUAUUUGGUAUUUAGUUUAGCCAAUCAGGCCGUUGGGCCCGCAAAUUCAACAGCCCGCGAGAGACGAUGUCGCCAGAAGUGUUCUUCGUUUGAUUUCCUAAAACCGAAUAAGAGAACGAUACAGACGUUGGACAUGGGACGGUAGUAAGGAUCGAACACGUAACAAAGGCUGAGUUGUCUGGUCCGCUAUCACCUACUCUGUGGAAACAAAAAAAUUUUUCAAAUGGCUCUGAGCACUAUGGGAUUUAACACCUGAGGUUAUCAGUCCCCUAGAACUUAGAACUACCUAAACCUAACUAACCUAAGGACCUCACACACAUCCAUGCCCGAGGCAGGAUUCGAACCGACGACCGUAGCAGUCGUGCAGUUCCGGACUGAAGCGCCUAGAACCGCUCGGCCACCGCGGCCGGCUCUGUGGGGAAGACUGACACUAAUUGUAUCUGGCGGGCCACUUGGGUUUGCACUGGGCAGCGGCCUAAUCGGCUAACUCCUAUGCUAAUUAACUUGGAAACGGCGCGAUGUAUCGAAAUUUUUCUUAACAACAGCCUGAGAAGCUCUUCAGAUUUUUUGACCGUCCUGUACCUUCACAUCAGCAACAUCAGUACUUAGGUCAUCACUUUAGCAUCAUAUCCAAAAAAGUCCAGUUCCGAGCAACACAAUAUUUCAAAAGUGUUCUUCCGAAAUUUUGAGAAGAACGGGUGUCACGUCAGUAAUUUAACAACUGUAAUACUAACGAACUCUCACCGCUUUGACAGUCUCAUGAUUUACUCAAUGUAAAAUUUGUUUUCAGCAUUUCACUUAGCACUACAGCUGGACAAUGAUUAUAUGAGUGUAUAAAUGAAGGGAAUACACUUUAUUUCAAUAUUUUUUCGCAGGUUUGGAAAGUCAGUCUUUGAGUUAUAUUUCUUUCUUAGCGGAGGGUGUUUCCCUUGCUAUCUUACCUCAUUCAACAUUUGUCGUUUGUACGUUUUACUUGUAGACUUGGCAAAGAUGUCGGGUUUGUUGGUGCUGGUAGGUACGGUCACUCUAGGUAUAUGCGCCCUUAGCUGACUAGAAUUUCACGGGCAAGGUCGUAACAAAAAACACGUGGGCAGACCCUCGCAUAAACAACUGAAAAGAUACCUACAUUAAAUGUAAUAAGGGAGAUAAUAAUAGUGUUUUUCACUAUUAUGGCAGGCCAAGUAUUUUUUAUUGAAUGGAUCACCAAGUCACCGUAAACAAAGGCAUGAACGUUCUACCAAACGUCCAGUUACAGGACAACAGAUACUCACUCCUUGGUCACGGAGCCAUUUGAGAAGGUCCCCACCCUUGGAAAAUGCCUUUCCUCCCAUAUGUUGUUUCAACUUGCCGAUAAGCUGUAGAUCGCCUGCUGCAAGAUCUGGACAGUGCGUCGGAUCAGCAGCACCCACGUAUGUUGUUCCGGGUGAUGUCGAAACAGCAUUUGCUCCAUGUACCACUAGAAGCUCGAAGUGAAUCUAUGUGUAGAUUAAACGUUUUGCCCACAAGACGCGUCCUGUCUCGCGUACUUUAAUUUGCCGUGCCAUUUCAUGUCCACUCUGUGACGCACUUGUUAUCCGUACCGUAGCAUAACUGCGUCUGCAGGAAAGCUUGUCCGUGUACUCUUUUCCUGACAAUGAGCCACACUUAUUGCGCAGUGAUCUCUGUGUGAGACGACACGACGACACUAUUCUUUGAAGUCCUAACGUAGCUUCUAAUUUACAAAGUUCCUUGCCAUUUUGUAAACUCUUAGUUUUCAUGCAAACUUUAGUCUCCAAGAAUCAGCUGUGAAAUUUGAAAACAUGUAUGUUCAUACAUAUAAACACAUUUUUUGAAAUUUGUUUCGGGAGAGGGAUUGUAACGGCAAUGGAACCCCCUCCCCAAAUUCCCAAACUGGAUCCGCAUUUACCCGCGUUAUUCUGUGUAAAACAAACCAUACAAAUGACCUCAUCAAGAUAUCAAAAUGUGCAAAAUCGUUUCUCAUAGCAAUCAACUUCUUCUCAUUUGAUUAUCAUUACAAGCUGGAUGCUCACACACUAAUGAUCCCACCCGAAUACUAUUUCUCAUCUGCUGACUACAAAUGUCAGUGGGAUUGUGUAAUGAGUAGUAGAGUACCGUGAAAAAAUAAGACAACCUGUGUACUGGCGUAAGCUUUGUACAGACAUGUUUGAAACUCUUGGUACAUGCUGUUUAUCGCAGAGUGCCAAUCUCUCAAACUUCCGGUAUUUCGAAUAUACGGAAAGAAACAUUACUAUCUCAACCUCUUUAACAUCUCGCGUGGUGUCCACGAUGAUCAUGAAUAUUUUAGUUUCCUGUUUAGUCAAGAUGAAUUGGCAUACAUUGCUUGUGGUCUGACACACCCAUCUCAUUAAUGAGAUAUAAAACGCAAAGCACAAACUUUCAGAAAAUACAUUAAACAGGAAUUUUAUUUUCAAAUUUAUGAAUCCCAAACCUAUUCCGUAAAUAAUAUUACUACAGAGAUGCACAGUCUCAGGUAAGAAUGUGGGACGUCAUUUUAUAAAUCCUUAAUGAUGAUGUCCUCCUCGCCGUGUCCGGCGACAGCGACUCCGUCAGUCUUCUCUGUCCUUGUUGUGGUAGGCUCGGAUGUGGCUCGCGAAUCCGAAUUUCGCUUUGAAUAUCCUGUUGCAUGGAGCACAGUGAAGUUGACCAGCAGAGUUGUAAGUAUCUGUGUAGGCAGGCUUGAGCUGAGAUUUUCGGAGCUCUCUUUUAGCAUCCAGGUUCAUUAGACGCUUUUGCUCGAAUUUUUCGAUGCUCUUAUGUACAGUUGAUCGCCACUCCGAUCGGCGCAAUGCUAGCUCCUCCCAACGGUUGCUUGGGAUGCCACAGGCUGCAAGGUGGCGUUUAAUGGUGUCUUUAUAUCGCAGGUGUUGACCACCUUUCCUCCUCUUCCCGCACGAGAGCUGCGAGUAGAACAUCUCAGUUGAUGUUUCAUUGUUAAAGCUUCAAUACCAGCCAGUUUCACGCGGCGCAAAAUCUCCGUGUUUGGGACACGGUCUUCCCAUUUGAUGCGCAGAAUUGAUCUCAGACAUCGAACAUGAAAUUUAUCUAGCUUCUUAAUGUCAGCAUUGUAACAGCACCAGGUUUCCGAGGCAUAGAGUAAGGUGGAUAAUACUACUGCUUUGUAGACUGCAAUUUUUGUUUGUAGUUUGAGAUCAUGUGAUUUCCAUACUCGGUCAUUAUGCUUACCGAAGGCUGAGGCUGCGCUGGCUAUACGCGCUGCGAUUUCCGUUGUCAAGCUGUUAUCACAUCUAAUUUGGUUUCCCAGGUAUUUGAACUUUGACACAUUUUGCAAGGGUUUAUUAUUUAUCUCAAUACUGGAGUCAUCUGCAUUAAGACCUCUAAGUGGCUGUUUGAGAACUUGCGUCUUAGUGAUGCUAAUGGCUAAGCCAAAUCUUCUGCAGGAGGCAUUUAGCAGAUUUAUGUAAGUCUGAAGAGUUUCGCAAGAAUUAGCCAUCAUGCAUACAUCAUCCGCGUAGAGAAUCUCUAAGAUGGAUAGUUUGGUUACGCGACUUUUUGUUCUGAGGCGAGAGAUGUUGAAGACACUUUUGUCUGUCCUUGCUAUAAUUUACUAAUCGCAAGUGUCAGAAGAAGUUUAAUUUAAAAAUGAGUGUAUUUUGUAACUGAGUACUGUACUCUGUCCCUAUUUUGAAAUGUUAAUUAAAUCAAAAAUUAAAUGAAAUAACGACGGAGAGACAGAGUAUAAACAGCAAACAGUGGAAAAGACUCACAUCGUGUGUGUACACAAAACUGCGACGAAUAUUUUUAAUCGUGUUAUUUUUUCAUAAUGCAGAAGGAAGUUAAUCUCAAUUUCCUUAUAUUUGACGUGCUAUUUGCUACCGGACUAAUAAACAGAAUACUGUAAGCUUAAAAAAUAAAGAGUUUCGCGUUAUUAACUUAAUUAAAAUCGGUUAUUUGCCACCUUUUAUUUCAAAAAAGGCAGUUAUCCCUCACACAUCCGAACUGCAUCUCUUGAAACUUUGACAAGCAUUCUUAGCGCUUUUAUGCUUAUUAAUUAACACAUACCUAAAGAAUUCCAUCAUUUCCAUGGUAUCAGCUAUAAACCGUUUCUUCUGAACGUACAGGUAUCUAAUAGUUUGGUGACCAAAAAAAUGAAUGAAAAAAUGAGCAAUUUGAAUAUCACUUCAAUAUUUACAUUUAUGGUUGAAUGAAUAAUCCUUAGGAAUAAUGUAUUCCUCAAACACAUCAUUUAUAUGAAAAGCAUUAAGGAAGUCAAUAACAGC
Messenger RNA from Schistocerca cancellata (South American locust), 8284 nucleotides. RefSeq names its product locomotion-related protein Hikaru genki-like. NCBI's taxonomy places the organism in Eukaryota, Metazoa, Arthropoda, Insecta, Orthoptera, Acrididae. The coding region runs from base 277 to 1086 and encodes 269 amino acids. The record is from RefSeq and is a predicted model, not a curated record. The transcript has 6 exons.